Messenger RNA from Lemur catta (Ring-tailed lemur), 609 nucleotides. RefSeq names its product oocyte secreted protein family member 4B (gene OOSP4B). The record is from RefSeq and is a predicted model, not a curated record. NCBI's taxonomy places the organism in Eukaryota, Metazoa, Chordata, Mammalia, Primates, Lemuridae.
AUGUGGUCAAAGGUUUAUAAAGGAAACCCAAGGCUACCCGGGCUCCUUGCCAUUUCCUGUUCCUUGGGGUCUUGCAUCUUGGGGUCUGGCAUGAUGAAGACCUCUGUGCUCUUAGCAAUAACUACAACGUGUUCUGAAGAUUGGCUGUUAGUCAGAAUGAAAAGAAGGCCGUAUGAUAAUGAAACGGAAAUUAGAAUUGGCGACAUAUCCCUGGGAGAUAACUGCCCUGUAACAAGACUGAUGUUAGAGAGCUACGAGUUUUCUUAUCCUGUCAUUUAUUGUGGGAUCAAGAAAAUUGUGGUGGAAGGGAAUGAUGUUGUUAUAUUAUCUGAGAUCAAUUAUACACCAGUGUUGGACGUCAUCUAUGAAUUUCCGGUGAUUUGCUUUGUGAAGAGGCGUAAAGCCCCAACUACGUUGCAUUUUGGAAUGAAUGGGCACGAAGCCAAGGCUAUGGGUGAUGGCUCUCAAGGGACAAAAGAAGGGGAAGCCUCCUCAGCUCAUUCACAAAGUACAAACUGUGAAGUUAACUUUAGCAGCAUUAAUAGGAGCGCCUGUCCAUGAAUCACUGCAUCAAUAAUGCCUGUGUUAUGACUUCCACUUUUCCCUAAG